Laccaria bicolor S238N-H82 is the source of this 974-nucleotide messenger RNA. RefSeq names its product ectomycorrhiza-regulated small secreted protein (gene MISSP24.2). The record is from RefSeq and is a predicted model, not a curated record. Lineage: Eukaryota; Fungi; Basidiomycota; Agaricomycetes; Agaricales; Hydnangiaceae. The transcript is spliced from 3 exons. Bases 1 to 675 code for a protein of 224 amino acids.
AUGACAUUCAAACUCAUCACAGUUCUCGCCACACUCUCCUUUCUCCCUCUACCGACCCUGUCCUUGAGUUACAAUGCCUACUCCUCUACGAAUACCUGCAGCGGCUCCUCAUUUGGGUGUAUCGAUAACGGUGGAGCAUGCUGCGGUGGCAUGCCCACUGGCUAUGGGUAUUCAACCCUUUUCAACAAUCUCCCUGGGGGGUCCCAGGGACAAGGAUACUCUAGCGGACCCCCGUGUACCAACUUUAUAUUUAACGUGUUUGCCAAAUGUUGGAAUAGUGGGGGAAGGAGCCGAGCCGCAUACCUUAACUGGUUCCAUUCUCCCGAAAGAAGGCGAGAUGAAGUGGGGGCAUCGGAUCCUCCACUGGAGGAACAAACUGCACAGGAUCGUUUGCGUACUUUGAGUACACUGACGACAAGAGAACCUAGAGGUGCACUAUGUCCUAUGACUCCAGAUACUGGUCCAUGCGACCACAACAACUUUGACGAAAGCUUGGACCUGGACCAAGAACUCCACCGAAGUACAGUCCAAGUACAGCAGCAAAGUGUUAUUGACCUUACGCAUCUUCGAGGAAUCACACCGAUGAAGGAGGGGACGGAUCCGCAGGUCCAGAGGGGAACUACCCAACCAGUCAAGGGUUGCGGAAGGGAGGUCGGAUCCGGAGCUGUACAAUAGAACACAAAACGGCUGAACAUGCAUGUAACAUGGCCAUACCAAUGAAGCCACCAACUCCAGUGUCCUGGGGUGGUCGCUCCCCAUAUAUCCAGCAGCGUCAUUCCUGGAAAAUUUUGCCCUGCUUUGUGAUCCACUUUUUUGUCGAUGGUAUUAAGGGGGUCAUGUAGCCAAACCACGCCAACUACUAAAUGGUUCUGCGACCCUGUCUCUAGGCGAGUGAUCUCUGGCCGCUUAUUCUGUCGUUUAAACAACGUGGUGACGUCGGCCGCCGGUUCUCUGCGAGAGGCAACCGGACAAAU